Penicillium psychrosexuale is the source of this 1299-nucleotide messenger RNA. Its product is annotated as DUF4419 domain-containing protein. Lineage: Eukaryota; Fungi; Ascomycota; Eurotiomycetes; Eurotiales; Aspergillaceae. Bases 1 to 1299 code for a protein of 432 amino acids. The record is from RefSeq and is a predicted model, not a curated record. The transcript has a single exon.
AUGCCUAUUACUUUUACAACAACCAAAAAUCCACCGCGUGCAUGGGGACUCCAGAGGGUAGCCAAGGUCGAAGAUCUCUUCGAAAAGUCUUGUCCAAAAGAGCAUAGCGACGGAAAAAAGUUGAUCGGGAACUCAUUUGCCAAAGACUUCUUCGACACAUCCCACAUCUCCGCAUCCGAAAAUGGCUUUGUCUGGGCCGUGUUCAACGCCUAUAGUCAUCACCACAACCUUAUACUCCGACCCGAAGACAUUUGGUUUACCAUUCUGUCGCAGCUCAGUUUCUUCAUCGUGGCACUUUCCGAGGAACUGCGACAUCUAUUCGUCUCGCAUAAGGAUUCAGUACACCUAAACAUUAUCACAAAUGAUACCAUGGACACUGUGGACUUUGGUGAAAUGGCGUUGGAUAUGACCAAACUAAUGGAAGAGCAUGUGGUGAAUCCGGAGCUACGGAACUGGAUUAUGCCAGCCUUUAGCACCACGACUGCAUCCGAUGAGGUGGUGGCAGCUAUAUUGAUGAUGGGCUCUAUGCAGAAGUAUUUCUCAUACCAAUUUACCAUCCGGUGCGGAAUUCCGUCUGUCACUUUACUCGGCCAGCGUGAGGACUGGGCACUUAUGGCAACGAAGCUUGAUCAGCUAGCUCACCUAGGGGAUGAGCCUGCUCGAUUUGCUCAGCUUCUUCGACCGGUUCUUAACAACUUCGUUGCUGCCUUCGACAACCCCGAAGCACCGGAUGUACUGAGCUUCUGGAGCAAAUGUGCAGACCGAAGAGGCGGGGCAAGCGGGCCAACCUAUCUGACAGGCUGGAUAUCGGUCUUUUGUUUCUGGGGUAAUGAUGGAAAGUUGCUUCACCCAGAGUCAAUCUUUCCAGCAUCCUCGCAAGACUUUAAGUUACGGGACACGAAGUUCGGUCUUGAUGAGGCUUUGUCACGCUGCAUAGACACAGAGAAAGUCCCUCUGGGCUAUGUUUCCGUGCCGGUUCUAGUUAAUAAUCUUGGACACGAAUUCGACGCUGUGAUGUUGGCCGGGUUGAUCGGCAUACAAGCCACUUCGAGUGGAGCGAUGCUAGAUGGUUCUGGAGGCCAUGAUUACGGGCGAACCCUUCCAUAUUUCGUGGAAAAUAACUACCAGAUGAAACGCUGUAACGCGGCCAUUCCCACUGGGCAACCUGGACUUGAUUCGAUUCAGCCGGUGUCCGGGUGGUUGAUGUAUGAAAAGAAGAAGCCAAAGUGUGCCAAAAAGAAACCAGUUCCCAAACCACCUAGGGUAUUGGAUUGGUCGUUGGCCAGACAAGACAAGUGA